Molecule: messenger RNA, 327 nt
Organism: Ostreococcus lucimarinus CCE9901
Lineage: Eukaryota; Viridiplantae; Chlorophyta; Mamiellophyceae; Mamiellales; Bathycoccaceae
Exons: 1
Coding region: 1-327 (108 amino acids)
Cellular component (GO): signal peptidase complex; membrane
Source: RefSeq, a predicted model, not a curated record
AUGCACUACCGCGCGCAACGACUGAGCGAGCGCCUGGCGCUCGUGGCGCUGUCGACAUCGGCGAUCGUCGCGUUCGCGUGCGGCUGGUUCGCGAGUGAUUACGACCUCUUGAAACGCAUAUACUUUGGGGGAGUGUGCGGAACGGUUGCGAUCGUCGUGCCGCAUUGGGAGUGGAUUUACGGCUCGAAGGACGGGAUGAAGUGGCGCGCGAGCACGGGGCGAUUGAAAGCGCGCGAGGGAACGCCGGAACCUUUGGCCGCGGAGACGAAAAAGAAGCCGAAGCGUCGCGCGGCGCAACGCAAGGCUGGGACGAAGACGGUUAUUUGA